AUGUUUGGGAUCCAAGAUACGUUAGGAAGAGGGCCGAUCCUGAAGGACAAGGUGCUGGGGUCGGAGAUGGAUCCGGUCCGCUCCUGGGUCAGGAACGUUGGCGUGGUGGAUGCCAACGUCGCCGCUCAAAGCGGCGUGGCUUUGUCUCGAGCCCACUUCGAAAAACAGCCUCCUUCCAACUUGAGGAAAUCCAACUUUUUCCACUUCGUCUUGGCUCUCUACGACCGGCAGGGUCAGCCCGUGGAAAUCGAGCGGACGGCGUUCGUGGACUUCGUGGAAAACGACAAAGAGCAAGGCAAUGAAAAAACAAAUAAUGGGACUCACUACAAAUUGCAGCUUCUGUACAGCAAUGGUGUCAGGACUGAACAAGAUCUAUUUGUCAGACUCAUUGAUUCAGUCACAAAACAGCCUAUCGCCUAUGAAGGACAAAACAAGAACCCAGAAAUGUGCAGAGUUCUACUCACCCAUGAAGUUAUGUGCAGCCGUUGCUGUGAAAAGAAGAGCUGCGGAAACCGUAACGAGACUCCCUCAGAUCCCGUGAUCAUUGAUAGAUUCUUCUUAAAAUUCUUCCUCAAGUGCAACCAGAACUGUUUGAAGACCGCCGGAAACCCCCGAGAUAUGCGACGAUUCCAGGUUGUGUUAUCAACAACAGUGAAUGUUGAUGGGCAUGUCCUGGCAGUAUCAGACAAUAUGUUUGUUCACAACAACUCAAAACAUGGGCGAAGAGCAAGGAGACUUGAUCCUUCAGAAGCCACUCCGUGCAUCAAAGCUAUUAGUCCAAGUGAAGGCUGGACCACUGGUGGAGCCAUGGUGAUCAUUAUAGGGGACAACUUUUUUGAUGGGCUUCAAGUCGUAUUUGGGACCAUGCUUGUGUGGAGUGAGCUAAUCACCCCACAUGCCAUCCGUGUCCAAACACCUCCUCGUCACAUCCCUGGUGUGGUUGAAGUAACAUUAUCGUACAAAUCCAAACAAUUUUGCAAAGGAGCUCCUGGUAGAUUUAUUUAUACAGCUUUAAAUGAGCCAACCAUAGAUUAUGGUUUCCAAAGACUCCAGAAGGUCAUCCCAAGACAUCCAGGUGAUCCAGAACGACUAGCAAAGGAGAUGCUGUUGAAGCGAGCAGCCGACCUGGUUGAAGCACUGUAUGGGACACCACAUAACAAUCAGGACAUUAUUCUGAAGCGAGCUGCUGAUAUUGCGGAAGCUCUCUACAGCGUCCCAAGAAACCCAGGUCAGAUCCCUGCUUUGUCCAGCUCUCCUGCUCACAGUGCCAUGAUGGGCAUCAACUCCUAUGGCAGCCAGCUGGGAGUUAGCAUCUCUGAGUCCACACAAGGGAACAAUCAAGGCUACAUCCGCAACACAAGCAGCAUAUCCCCACGAGGUUAUUCCUCCAGCACGACCCCUCAGCAGUCUAAUUACAGCACCCCCAGUAACAGCAUGAACGGCUACAGCAACGUCCCCAUGUCCAACCUGGCUGUUCCCAGUUCACCUGGAUUUAUUAAUGGUUCUCCCACAGGAUCGCCCUAUGGCUUGAUGUCUUCAAGUCCCACAGUUGGUUCUUCAAGCAGUUCCUCCAUCCUUCCAUUCUCCUCCUCUGUCUUUCCUGCUGUCAAACAAAAGAGUGCCUUUGCUCCUGUCAUCCGACCCCAGGGGUCCCCUUCCCCAGCGUGCUCCACUGGCAAUGGAAAUGGGUUUAGAGAAAGAGAAAUGGAUGCUUCUAUUGGCUUCACUUUCACCGUUACUGAUUUGAGCCUCUCACAUCCUCCACUGCUACAGAGAGUCCUCGACUUAUGA
Molecule: messenger RNA, 1791 nt
Organism: Thamnophis elegans (Western terrestrial garter snake)
Lineage: Eukaryota; Metazoa; Chordata; Lepidosauria; Squamata; Natricidae
Gene: EBF2
Product: EBF transcription factor 2
Exons: 16
Coding region: 1-1791 (596 amino acids)
Biological process (GO): regulation of transcription by RNA polymerase II
Molecular function (GO): RNA polymerase II cis-regulatory region sequence-specific DNA binding; DNA-binding transcription factor activity, RNA polymerase II-specific
Source: RefSeq, a predicted model, not a curated record